AUGUCGGAGGAGGAGAAGAGGGAAUGGCUAUACAAGGGGCCUGAAACGAGAAAUCUUCAAAUCACCAAUCGAAAACUUUCCCUGAGCUUUGCCCGCUGUGUUUCCACAACAAUUCGCUUAAGCCUAAUGACCGCAGAGGUCCCCAUGCGAUGGAAGCAUUCCUUCGUUGUGCCUAUACCUAAGAAGCCUCCCCACUCCUGUGCGCAGAACUAUCGUCCCAUUAGCAUCACUUCAGUAUUCCUUCGUGUGUUUGAAAAGCAUUUGGUGGAAUUUCUCAUCAGCUACUCCAAGUCAAAAUGUCAAAGGCUAGGGUUAACAAUGCAUUCUGAAGUAUGCGCUCUCACCAUUAGUGUUGUCCAGCACGGUUCAAGUCUCUCGCCUAGCCUAUACUCUUUAAUAUAUAUAUAA
This is a messenger RNA of Cooperia oncophora, 408 nucleotides long. The record is from the annotation of a GenBank genome assembly. NCBI's taxonomy places the organism in Eukaryota, Metazoa, Nematoda, Chromadorea, Rhabditida, Trichostrongylidae.